Molecule: messenger RNA, 1506 nt
Organism: Podarcis muralis (Common wall lizard)
Lineage: Eukaryota; Metazoa; Chordata; Lepidosauria; Squamata; Lacertidae
Source: RefSeq, a predicted model, not a curated record
GUGCGGAGUCCUCCAGGAGAGAAAGCCCUUCCCUCCCAAGCCCCUUCCUGCCUGGCUUCUCCCUGUGGGGGGGGGACAAACGUGGUCUUUGUCUCUCCCAGCGCUGCAUUGGGGCGACCCUUCUGGGAGCCGAAGCUACCUUGGAGCAGAGAUGGAAGAGCAAAACUCAGCUGGCCCUGAAACAGGAAGAGGCCACAGUACCAUCAAGCCUGGGAGCUCUGGAGUAUUCUGGAAGGUCCUGGGUGAGGAUACCCUCAGUUCAGAUGUGCAGCGGCAGCAGUUCAGACAUUUCUGCUACCACGAAGCCAAAGGACCCCGAGAGGUUUGCAACCAACUCCAUCAUCUUUGCCGCCAGUGGCUGAAGCCAGAGCAACACACCAAGACUCAAAUACUGGACCAGGUGAUCCUGGAGCAGUUCCUGGCUGUCCUCCCCCUGGAGAUGCAGAGCUGGGUGAGGGAGUGUGGGGCAGAGACCAGCUCCCAGGCGGUGGCCCUGGCUGAAGGUUUCCUCCUGAGCCAGGCAGAGGACAGGAAGCAGGAACAGCAACAGGGACACGAUCUGCUUGCAAAAAUGGACACUGAUUUCGCUGAGAUGGAGAUGAUUCCAUUGGACAGCAGACAGAGGCCACUAGGUGACUGGAUGAUGCUGGCAGGACCUCCUCAGCCAUCUCCUCUUCAGAGUGGAAGGGAAGCAGCUUCUGUGGCACUGGAUAAGAGUCCAGCAUCCUUCGAGGAUGUGGCUGUGCAUUUCACAGAUGAGGAAUGGGCACUGUUGGAUCCUGACCAGAGAGCUCUGCAUACAGAAGUCAUGGAGGAGACCUGUGGGAUCUUUGCCUCUCUUGGUAAGGCUCCCAGUGGCUUGAUAGUAUCUGUUGUGAAUUAUCAGUUGUUAUCCACGAUCAGUUGCUGAUAAAGGUGAUGAAUCCCUAUAUUUUGAUGUGGUUCAACGGUGUCACCUACAACAUCAGGGAUUCUUUUUUUAUAUAUAAAUAAUGUUUAUUAGUUUUCAAUUACAAAAAAUCCAAUAUAUGCCACAUUGUAUCAAUGCCAAAUUGCAAUUCAAUUAUAAUUAAACAGCCAAUUACAUAUACAGAUUUUGUAUGACUUCCCGCGUGUUAGAUUUCAGGGUGCAGUAUUUUUGUUUUCAUUCUGCUUACAAAGGGUUAUUUAAUCCAAUUGCAUUUAUUCUUAAUCAUAGUCCCUUAUCUACAGCUACAACGUUUUUAACUUCUAUUUGUAUUAAAACGUUAAUAAUUUAUAUUUCUGUAAGAAAAUUUCUGUAAUCUUUCUAUUUCCUGUGUGUGAGGUUUGUUUUAUAUUUAUAUUAAUUUAUUUUGUUUUGCCCAUAUUGUUUCAUCAUUCUAUUUAGUCUUUGUCCUGCACAGCUCAGCCACUUCCAGUCUUUCUCUCCCAUUGUCUCAAAAACGGGAGGCUGUAAUUGCCAUAUGUAAUUGCCAUGAGGCUGUAAUUGCCAUUUCAUUUCAAGAAUAGAGAUAGUCUGGUGUC